CAUGGGCGACUAUCCUACCAAGUCCUCAUCGAAUCCGGACAAUGAGCUUGGGCUCGUCCAGACCACUCGCAGUGGAGAGGUUCAUGAACUUGGUUUGGUGGACGACGCAGUCUUUGGUCAGCUUGACGAAGAGAGCCCUAAAUAUCGUAACGUGAGCCUACUUGGCACAAUCGCCCUGAUGAUGAAGACGCAGAUAGGUCUGGGUGUGUUGUCUAUUCCAUCGGUCUUUGACACCCUAGGCAUGAUUCCAGGGAUCAUCUGUCUCAUUGUCAUUGGAGCCAUCACAACUUGGUCAGACUAUAUGAUCGGAGUCUUCAAGCUGAAACAUCCAGAAGUAUAUGCCAUUAACGAUGUGGGUGGUAUGCUCUUUGGUCGUGUUGGCCGUGAAGCACUAGGAUCGGGCAUCCUUAGUAUUUCGAUUGCGCUGAACGCUCUCUCCACGCAUGCAGCUUGUACUGCCAUUUUUGUCGCCGUGGGGGCCGUCAUCGGAUUCGUGUUUAGCAGCAUUAGAACACUUGGAAAGAUUACUCUGCUUGCUUGGGCUGGAUGUGGCUCCAUCAUAAUUGCAAUGGGCGUCCAGGAUCGUCCUGCUGCAGCUCCUCAGCAAGGCCCAUGGUCAUCGGACUAUAAGAUUGUGGGAGAUCCCACGUUCAUUGAAGCCAUAACUUCCAUCGGAUCAAUCGUGUUUGCCUACGCCGGAACGCCUGCCUUCUUCUCUAUCAUUGCCGAGAUGAAGGAUCCACGUCAAUACACAAAGGCACUAGUCGUUUGUCAAACAACAAUCUCAGUCGUCUAUAUCGUAAUUGGUAUAGUGGUGUACUACUUUUGUGGAUCAUACGUCGCCUCACCCGCGCUUGGCUCCGCUGGUGCAACCAUGAAGAAGGUCUGCUACGGCCUCGCUCUGCCUGGUUUGUGCAUAGGAACAGUCUUGCUAUGCCACUUCCCAGCUAAAUACGUCUUCAUUCGCAUUCUCCGCGGUUCAAAGCAUCUAACCUCCAACACAACUAUACAUUGGAUCACUUGGCUCGGUUGUACAUCAGGAGUCACACUGAUUUCUUACAUCGUGGCCAGUGCAGUUCCUGUGUUUGGUGGUCUUGUCUCACUGGUCGGGGCUUUGUUUGCCACAUUAUUGUCAUUCCAUCCUUAUGCUGGCAUGUGGUUAUAUGAUAACUGGCAAGAUGGAAAGAGAAAGCCCACUAAGACCUGGCUCUUG
Molecule: messenger RNA, 1213 nt
Organism: Aureobasidium uvarum
Lineage: Eukaryota; Fungi; Ascomycota; Dothideomycetes; Dothideales; Saccotheciaceae
Source: the annotation of a GenBank genome assembly